CCUUGAUUGGCGAUUGAGCUGCAUUUUUCUAGCAUAGUCAAAAGUUUCAUAUUUGCUUUUGCAACUAGGUUUUCAUUUGCGGAUACAUAUUGUUCAUGUAUCGCUAGGUAGAAUGAAAAAUAUUAAUGUUUUUUAUCCUCUUGUUGGUGCAAUGGUGCAAGAACAUUCUUAAACGACUAGUAUGAAUUUGGAUCGCCUUAGCGUUCGUAACCUUACCUUGUGGUUUAGUGGGAAACAAGACGAGGAAGAGAAUAGAUUACCAACACAUCUUCAAUUUGAACCUCAAGCUCAAGAACCUCCUUCUUCUUCUUCCAGUUGUAGGCAAGAACAAGAUAGAAGGACUUCGAAUUAUCCCUCAAUUCCACCACUCGAACAAGAGGAACAACAAGAGCCCGAAGGAGCAGUACAUCUAGAUACAGAGGACGGAAUUGUAGAUGUAGAAGAACAAGAGAAAGUGAAAGAUAAUUUUGAACGUACUGCUGGUGUAGAACAAGAACAAGAACAAUUAGGAAAAGAAGUUGUUGUACUAGGGGUUUCCUCGGGCGUUUCGUCCCUUGUCGUCCCUUGCGCUGAAGGAGACCACGUCCCGCCGUCUUCCUCGAAGAACUUCCUUGG
Molecule: messenger RNA, 615 nt
Organism: Amoebophrya sp. A25
Lineage: Eukaryota; Dinophyceae; Syndiniales; Amoebophryaceae
Source: the annotation of a GenBank genome assembly